This is a messenger RNA of Coffea eugenioides, 1448 nucleotides long. Its product is annotated as probable arabinose 5-phosphate isomerase. The transcript is spliced from 3 exons. Gene Ontology annotation, biological process: carbohydrate metabolic process; carbohydrate derivative metabolic process. The coding region runs from base 109 to 1149 and encodes 346 amino acids. Gene Ontology annotation, molecular function: isomerase activity; carbohydrate derivative binding. The record is from RefSeq and is a predicted model, not a curated record. NCBI's taxonomy places the organism in Eukaryota, Viridiplantae, Streptophyta, Magnoliopsida, Gentianales, Rubiaceae.
UUUCUCACUCUCUCACAAGGUGGAGGAGGAGAAGAAACGCGUAUAAAUGCACCGACACUCAAAGUCACUCUCCAAAUAACAAGAAAGAAAGAGGAAAGGAGAGCCAAAAUGGGAUCUCUUCCACCCCUGCAAUUCAUCCCAAAUCCCGAUCCCAAUUGCAAAGAUCAUCAACAAGAAUUGAUAAACCCUGAUAACUUACUCAAUCUCUUCAAAACCCAGCAAAAAUACCUCAACCAUUUCUUCCAAAACCUUGAUCUUUCUCAGACCCUUUUGUUCACUCAAACGCUCCUCAAUUCCACCGGCACCAUUUUCUUCACCGGCGUCGGGAAGUCUGGAUUCGUAGCUCAGAAGAUCUCGCAGACCCUCGUUUCGCUCGGGAUCAAGUCCGGGUUUUUAUCCCCUGUGGAUGCGCUUCAUGGGGACAUCGGCAUUUUGUCUUCGGCUGAUGUUCUGGUUAUGUUUAGCAAGAGCGGGAAUACGGAGGAGUUGGUCAGGCUGGCGCCUUGCGCCAAGGCUAAAGGAGCGUAUUUGAUCUCGAUUACGUCUCUGGAGCCCAAUGCCUUGAUGGAUUUGUGUGAUAUGAAUGUGAAUUUGCCACUGGAGAGAGAAUUGUGCCCGUUUGAUUUGGCCCCUGUGACGUCGACCGCGAUUCAGAUGGUUUUUGGGGAUACGGUGUCUAUUGCUCUGAUGGGUGCCAGGAAUUUUAACAAAGAAAUGUACGCUGCCAAUCAUCCAGCUGGAAGAAUUGGGAAAAGCUUGAUCUUUAAGGUAAAGGAUCUCAUGAAGAAGAAGGAAGAACUUCCAGUUUGCAGGGAGGGGGAUCUGAUUAUGGAUCAACUAGUAGAGCUAACCAGCAAAGGAUGUGGAUGCCUUCUCGUUGUUGAUAAUGAUUACCAUUUGUUAGGUACUUUUACUGAUGGUGAUCUACGGCGCACAUUGAAAGCUAGUGGUGAAGGAAUCUUUAAGCUCACCGUGGGUGAAAUGUGUAACAGGCGCCCAAGAACAAUUGAUCCCGAUGCAAUGGCAGUUGAAGCGAUGAAGAAGAUGGAAUCUCCACCAUCUGCAGUACAAUUCUUGCCUGUAGUCAAUCAUGACAAUAUCUUGAUCGGUAUUGUCACCUUGCACGGAUUGGUUUCAGCUGGGUUAUGAUUGGUUGCUUCACUUGUCCUCCUUCUCCUCCCCUCCCAUUUGUUGUGCAAUUUAUAGCAUCGUCAUUCUUUGUAUUCUUUUCCAUUCCUCCGGGUGAGGUCAUGUAUGAUGAAUCUGUCUGUCUAUUAGUUAAUACUCUCUCAAUGCCAUUGAUGGAUAUCAAAAUGUCCAGUCUUGUAGCAAAUGAAGGCUGUGGAUGUUAGUCUAGUUACCAGUUUCCAUAGCUGAAUAGUGUUGUAACAAGUGAAGAAUAUUGAAGUUCAUGAUUCUAAAUUUCCAGCAAACUGGACUUCCUCUUU